AUGAUUGCCGAGCUGGCCUUGGGUCAUGUUCCGACGAGGCAGACUGCGCCCCAGCUUCGCAUCCGAACAUGCAUCGUGAGAUUUGCAAGCGCUACUGCGCCCUUUGGCAUCGAUCGUUUGUGCCUUGAAGCAGCCAAGAAGACUAAACUAAACGGUGAGCUGAUGCAAGGCACAGACAACCUUGCGAAAGCGUGCUGGGGAAUCACCAAUGGACCUCCAGCUGAGCCCCCUCCAAGCAUCUCAUCACCACGCAUCUAUGACGCCAACCUUGGCCCGACCCGUGCCAUCCUCGCCCACAGCCAUCUUAGCCUCCGGCUGUUUGUCGGAUGCACUGCUCAGGAGGGAGUCGUCCAACCGCAUCAGCUUCUCCGUCCAGAACAACCCGGAGAAACUGGAGCCGAGUCAUCCGUCCAUCACAUCCCUCCCAUCUCAGAAGAGGGUCCGAGCUCCCAGAGCUCUCGUCUCAUGGAGCUCUACGGGUUCCCUAGCAUGGACCAUGACAGUUCUUGA
Fusarium vanettenii 77-13-4 is the source of this 510-nucleotide messenger RNA. RefSeq lists its product as uncharacterized. The record is from RefSeq and is a predicted model, not a curated record. Lineage: Eukaryota; Fungi; Ascomycota; Sordariomycetes; Hypocreales; Nectriaceae. Bases 1 to 510 code for a protein of 169 amino acids. The transcript has 3 exons.